AUGGACAAGUACGAGGUACUGAGAGACAUCGGAUCGGGGAACAUCGGCGUGGCGAGGCUGAUGCGGCACAGGGUGACCAAGGAGCUUGUGGCCAUGAAGUACAUCGAGAGGGGACGUAAGGUCGAGCAUGGUUCUCCCCCGGAUCUCUUCAUCCGUUUCGCCCCCAUCUCUUCCUCCCAAUCUCUGGAUUCUAGCUAAUCGCUGUCGUAGCUUUCCUCCACAGAUCGACGAGAACGUGGCGAGGGAGAUCAUCAAUCAUCGGUCUCUGCGGCAUCCCAACAUCAUUCGCUUCAAGGAGGUAAGGAAUUGAGCAGAGGCUUGCGGAAUCGGCUUCCUCCUUCCACUGUCGUCUCCAUUAUAUCCUAGCAAAUCAGAGAACGAAUAUGUCACAGCUUUUACCUCCGGUUUGCUCUUUAGGUCGUGCUCACGCCGACGCAUCUGGCGAUCGUGAUGGAAUACGCCGCCGGCGGCGAGCUCUUCGAGCGAAUCUGCAGCGCCGGACGGUUCAGCGAGGAUGAGGUCUCUCCUAAUUCAUCUCUUUCGAGGCUAUCUUUCCCCGGGAAAAUCUCAUCCGCGUCCAGCUUCCGAUGCCUGAAACCUUGAUUCUACUGGAAAUUCCAGGCGAGGUACUUCUUCCAACAGCUCAUCAGCGGUGUUAGCUACUGCCAUCAUCUGGUACGUUUACGCGACCCCAGAAGAGUCGGUAAAGCUCCGAAAGCACGAUCAUCUAGAUCUCGGCGGUCACCGUGUACCUCGCUACCCGUCCUCUGCAGCAAAUCUGCCACCGGGAUCUGAAGCUGGAGAACACCCUGCUGGAUGGCAACCCCGCUCCCCGCGUCAAGAUCUGCGACUUCGGCUCCUCGAAGGUGCGAUCCCCCUCUGCAACAACCUGCCAAACUCAGUUCGAAAGACUUCUCACUUCGAUCAAGAGUUCUGAAACCAAGGCUCUUGAAAAGAUCUUCUGCAAAAAACCUUCUGAUGAAAACUUUCAUCAGAAAAAAACAUUCAUCUCCCGAGUUUUUCUUUUCUGAUUGAUUCGAACAGUCAUCUCUGCUCCACUCGCGGCCCAAGUCGACGGUCGGGACGCCCGCCUACAUCGCGCCGGAGGUCCUUUCCCGGCGAGAGUACGACGGCAAGGUGCGCAUUUACUCGCUACAUUCUUUCUUUCUGCGAUCUAUACAUUCCCGCCACGUGAGAAGCACUAUUUCAUGCUCCUCGUUUCUACGCUCGGCGGAUGUUCUGCCGUUGACCUCUCUGUUUCCUCCCAAGAACAGCUCGCAGAUGUCUGGUCAUGCGGAGUCACUCUUUACGUGAUGCUCGUCGGGGCCUACCCUUUCGAAGACCCAAACGAUCCGAAGAACUUUAGAAGAACCAUCGCAGUACGCAGCAGCUACCCCUCUCUCUCUCUCUCUCUCUCUCUCUCUAGCGAGCUAGGUCUGAAUGGCCUUCCUGGUUGCAGCGGAUAAUGUCAGUCCAGUACACCAUACCAGACUACGUCCAUAUUUCCAUGGACUGCAGGGCUCUCCUCCAGCGGAUUUUCGUGGCCAACCCAUCCAAAGUAUGAGAUUUUUCACUUUUUAUCUUCUUCCCUUUGUCUGGGAUCGGCGGUGAUAUGAUUUCUCCUGUGUUCUUCGCAGAGGAUAACAGUGGGAGAGAUCAAGAACCACCGUUGGUUCUUGAAGAAUCUGCCGAGGGAGCUCUCGGAGGGAGCGCAGGGAAUAUACUACCAGAGGAACGACAGGGCCUCCAGCUACUCCCUCCAGAGCGUGGAAGAGAUCAUGAGGAUAGUCGAGGAGGCGAGGAGGCCUGCGUCGAGGAUUUCGCCGGGCUUCGGGUGGACCGCCGAGGAAGAGGAGGAAGUGGAGGAGGACGAAGAAGAUGGGUACGAUCAGAGGGUCAAGCAAGUCCAUACCAGUGGUGAGCUCCGUAUUAUUUAG
Messenger RNA from Spirodela intermedia, 1937 nucleotides. The record is from the annotation of a GenBank genome assembly. NCBI's taxonomy places the organism in Eukaryota, Viridiplantae, Streptophyta, Magnoliopsida, Alismatales, Araceae.